Messenger RNA from Caenorhabditis sp. 36 PRJEB53466, 1059 nucleotides. NCBI's taxonomy places the organism in Eukaryota, Metazoa, Nematoda, Chromadorea, Rhabditida, Rhabditidae. The record is from the annotation of a GenBank genome assembly.
AUGGGAAAACCCGAAAACUACACAGUUCUGCUGCAAAUUCUCACUUUCAUCGAGCUUCCCGUCUCUUUCUACGGCGCCUACUGCAUUCUGUUCAAAACUCCGCCAAAAAGGAGCUCUGUGAGUUUCAAGGAUGACGGUAGUCAUUUCCAAUGAUUCCAUUCAAUUGUGGGUGCGUUGGAGUUGGAAUCGGAUGAUAUUGCAGUGAGAUCAAUUACAGUUUCACUUGUUUCCUGUAUCUUAUCAUAUAUCAUCUGUGAAACAUGUGCGUGAACUGUAUGUAAUCAGUUUUCUAGAAUAAACUGAUAACAGAUUGCUGAUAUGAUAUCCACACUUGCGUUCAAUUCAAGAUCGAGACAAUGACGAAGAUCGUGUGGAUGCUCUUCCUCCUGCUCCUUGUCUCCGGAAUUGCCUCCACAGACGCCGAAAGCAUAAUCGACAAGAACAACUUGAUCAUGUCACUCAACGGCGCUCGUCGGAAGUUCGCCGACGACCACUUCAUUGCGAACAUGUGGAUGAUGGUCAGAACGAGAAGAGAAGAAGCCUACAAUAUCUUCUUUUCAGAAUUGGAGUGAAGAUCUUGUCGCUAAGGCUCAGAACCUGACAUCGGAGUGCGAUAAACUGGUGACCGGACCCGAUUAUCGAUACUUGUUUGCAAGUGAAGUAUUUUUGAGCGUGAAAAGGAAUCGGAGAGCCGUAGAAUCGCAUGAUCUCGGUUCCGACGGCACAAAGUGGAGCAGAGUAAACAAAGAGAAGACGGAAUCCGAGAUUUCCAUCGCCCAAAUUCUCGAUGUGAUCAUCGCAUUCCCUGGCAUUUAUCUUGAAGCGUUGCUUCCAAUUCAGACCCACAUCGGAUGUGUGCUGCACAAAUGUGUGGACGACCAGCCGUUCCUCUGUCUCGUGGGACCACAGUGAGUUUUGGGAAUUCGAGUGAAGCCUGACAGAAAUGGAUAAUAUAAUUUCAGUGGAAUGAUAUUGGAAGACGAUGUGAAGAUCGGAAAACCAGGAUCCGCGUGUGAGAACGGAAGGAAUGCGGGGUCGUUGUGCAGAGCUUCUAGAUAG